Molecule: messenger RNA, 1187 nt
Organism: Megalobrama amblycephala (Wuchang bream)
Lineage: Eukaryota; Metazoa; Chordata; Actinopteri; Cypriniformes; Xenocyprididae
Product: complement C1q-like protein 2
Exons: 3
Coding region: 122-784 (220 amino acids)
Molecular function (GO): protein binding
Source: RefSeq, a predicted model, not a curated record
UAUUUCUGCAUAUAAAACAACUGUAAGUGUCUGGUGCAGGAACAUUCAACAGAAGCACAAUAAUAUUAAUUUCCUUACUGACAGCUGCAGUUCUUCACUUAUAGAUUAUCUUCAGGUAAAGAUGUCCUGCACCAUUCUGUAUCCGCUGCUGCUUCUUCUGUUCAGCUGUGCCUGUAUGUCUGAGGUCCAGCAGGAAGAGAAGGAAGUGCAGACUGAGGGGACUGAGCGUUUGAAUGAAGAGGAAAGUGCUGUUUUGACUUCUGCUGAGUUUCAGCACUUUCUCCCAGGGAUCUACGCUGAGCUGGCAGAGCUGAGAUCCACUAUGAGGUCUCUGAAGUACAGACUGGAGGUCACUGAGGAACAGCUCAGGAAAAAAGAAUAUAAAGUGGCAUUUGCCGCCACACUUGGACCCAUUGGAAACUUUGGACCUUUCAACACUGAGAUCACUCUGGCUUACCAAGAUGUGUUUGUGAAUGAAGGAAGAGCUUACAACCCAACCACUGGUAUCUUCACAGCACCAGUUAAAGGCGUCUAUUUCUUCACAAUCUCCGGACAUAACCGCUCAUCUAGGGGAAUGGGUCUAAGACUCUUUAAAAAUGGACAACAGAUGAUAACUGUUUACAAUCAUCCUCUCAGUGACCGCUAUGACACAGGAUCCAACUCAAUCUCUUUGACUCUAGAGAGAGGAGAUCAUGUCUAUGUGCGUCUCCGGGAAAAUACAUGGGUCUUUGAUAAUGUAAAUGACCACACUUCAUUUGUUGGCCAUUUACUUUAUUCUCUUUGAUGGUCUUAAUAAAUUCAUGUAAAGACAUCCAGAUUCAUAAAUGCAUUACAGAACAUCAUCUUAUGAGGCUAAAGUCUUAAUGUUUGUUGAGUCAUAUUUCGUGUUAUUUGAUAGUUCUAUUAAAAUGAAUUGCUUGUAAAUAUAAACUUUUUUUAAGAAACUUAAUUUGUGAUUUUAGCUUUCAUCGUCUCUUACAAUAGAUUUAAUUAUUGUCAUUAAUGGCGGGUUCCUUUAUAAUUUUACUGAACAAUAUGUAAUGUUAUGAUUACAUGACAAGCACAUUUUGCAACACAGUAUCAUUUUGGUAUACGAUAUCCAGUUUGUAUUUGUCAUUAUGUGCAUGCCUUUGUUAAAUAUCUCCAUUGUUAAUAAACUUUUUACACACAGAAUUCAACUUUCGCUU